Iphiclides podalirius (scarce swallowtail) is the source of this 474-nucleotide messenger RNA. NCBI's taxonomy places the organism in Eukaryota, Metazoa, Arthropoda, Insecta, Lepidoptera, Papilionidae. The record is from the annotation of a GenBank genome assembly.
AUGCAGGCAGCGGAGCAGAGCGUGCAGGCCAAAGGUGACUUUGUGUCUGCAGGCACGAGCGAAAGUUGGCGAUCGAGUCGCGAUGUCCUCGGCCGGGUAAGAAGCGGUCGGUGGACGUCGGCGGCGGCGGGCGCGACGUGGCGGCGCGGCGACGUCGGCGGCGCCGGCGGAGGCGUGCCCCGUCGGGCCAAUGGCGCGCCCCCGCCCGCCGUCCCGCCCGCGCCGCUCGACACCCAGCUCGCCAGUAGAGUUCCCGUUCGGCGGGACGGGCGCGGACUUUACGCGGGCACCUUCGGGCUGUGUCGACGGAGUGCAGCGCGGCGAGUGCCAGGUACAGUGUCCACGCCGCCGACCAUCCGCCCUCCCCCCGCGCACCGCUCGCCGCUGCCGCCCGCGCGUCGCCGCCUCCUCGGAGAGCGGCCCGCGGCGCUCUUGUCGACUAUUCACCUCGAAUGCCUUAAAGCAUCCAUACAU